CAGCCACACACAGGCUUCGGAUGACGCGAGAUGGGGGAUCGUCACGUGACACGGAAGUGACUCCGAACAGGAAGAGGACGAAAAAAAUAACCGUCCGCGACGCCGAGUCGAACGGGACCCGCAGACACCAUGAACAGCAAAGGUCAAUAUCCAACGCAGCCAACCUAUCCUGUGCAGCCUCCUGGGAAUCCAGUCUAUCCUCAGACCUUGCAUCUUCCUCAGGCUCCACCCUAUACUGAUGCUCCGCCUGCCUACUCAGAGCUCUAUCGUCCAAGCUUUGUGCACCCAGGGGCUGCCACAGUCCCUAGCAUGUCAGCUGCAUUUCCUGGCACCUCUCUGUAUCUUCCCAUGGCCCAGUCUGUGGCUGUUGGGCCCUUAGGUUCCACAAUCCCCAUGGCUUAUUAUCCAGUUGGUCCCAUCUACCCGCCUGGUUCAACAGUGCUGGUGGAAGGAGGGUAUGAUGCAGGUGCCAGAUUUGGAGCUGGGGCUACUGCUGGCAACAUUCCUCCUCCGCCUCCUGGAUGCCCUCCCAAUGCUGCUCAGCUUGCAGUCAUGCAGGGAGCCAAUGUCCUCGUAACUCAGCGGAAGGGGAACUUCUUCAUGGGUGGCUCAGAUGGUGGUUACACCAUCUGGUGAGGAACCAAUGCCGCCUCUGUGCCGGGAAAGACAUCACAUACCUUCAGCACUUCUCACAAUGUAACUGCUUUAGUCAUAUUAACCUGAAAUUGCAGUUUAGACACAUGUUGUUGGGGUGUCUUUCUGGUGCCCAAACUUCAGGCACUUUUCAAAUUUAAUAAGGAACCAUAUAAUGGUAGCAGUACCUCCCUAAAGCAUUUUGAGGUAGGGGAGGUAUCCAUUCAUAAAAUGAAUAUGGGUGAACAGCCCUAAGGAUCUUCCUUUAAUUCCUCCGGAGUAAUACUGUACCAUACUGGUCUUUGCUUUUAGUAAUAAAACAUCAAAUUAGGUUUGGAGGGAACUUUGAUCUUCCUAAGAAUUGAAGUUGCCAAAUUAUUGAUUCGUCUUUAAUCUUGCAAUCUCUGAUUUAUAUUACUUGUUAAAUGAAAUGCAUUAUCUGUCUGCCUUUUUCUUUUCAUCCUUUGCCUCAUAUGCUGUCUCCAACUUGUCUUCCAUUCCCUCCUGCCAAUCUCCAUUGAAUCAGUGGUGCAGGACAGAAAGCCAGUCAGACUCAUUUCCUUCUCUCCUUGCACUUCUCCCCACCUGACAUCUUUUAACUUACUUGUCUUUCAUAAGGAUCCUCUGAAAUUUCCAUGUGCCCCAAGCACAGGCCCUGUUAUGCCUGCUUUUAUCUCCUCAGGCAAAAGUAGAGGGUGCCUUUUGGAUCCACCUCAGAGGUUGUCUCUGCGUACACAAACCUAACCCAAAUUUGCUUUGGUGCCAGAAAAACUGAGCUUCGUUAUAACAAUGUCAGUGCAAAAUGUCCCAUAAAAAAGUUUGUUCAAAUUAUGAGGGGCAAGGAAGAGGAUGCAUUUCAAAAGCUUGACUUCAGAACCAAAUUAAGGGCAGUUUUCAGAUCAGAAACAGGUUACCAUUUUUUUUUUUUUUUUGGACAGAGUGUCUGAUGUAGCCACUCAUGGCUCCCAAGAAUUCCUAAACUGGGUGAUAGGGUCACCUGGUGAAUGCUUCCCUAUAAAAUGACUUGAGUCCAGUGGAAUCUCAUUCGGGUUAAUAUUUCAGGGAUCCUUAAUAUUUUGAUUUUUGUUUUCUGAAAUUGGAUUUUAUCUUAUAAUUUCAGUUCAUCUAAAUUUUAUGUUCUGUACAUGUGAUGUUUGACUGUACCAUUGACUGUUAUGGAAGUUAAGCGUUGUAUGUCUCUCUCUACACUGUGGUGCACUUAACUUGUGGAUUUUUUAUACUAAAAAUGUAGAAUAAAGACUAUUUUGAAGAUUUGAAUAAAGUGAUGAAGUUGCAUUA
Molecule: messenger RNA, 1932 nt
Organism: Heterocephalus glaber (naked mole-rat)
Lineage: Eukaryota; Metazoa; Chordata; Mammalia; Rodentia; Bathyergidae
Gene: Dazap2
Product: DAZ associated protein 2
Source: RefSeq, a predicted model, not a curated record